Messenger RNA from Encephalitozoon intestinalis ATCC 50506, 522 nucleotides. RefSeq lists its product as uncharacterized. Lineage: Eukaryota; Fungi; Microsporidia; Unikaryonidae. The record is from RefSeq and is a predicted model, not a curated record. The coding region runs from base 1 to 522 and encodes 173 amino acids. The transcript has a single exon.
AUGUUUGAAUCGGAAUACUUCAAGAAUCUUCUGAAUGAAACUACGGCGUUGAUAGCCAACAAAGUGGAGGAGGGAAACAACAGAGAAGAGAUGGAGGCCCGGAUCGAGAGCAACGUGGCAACAUUGAAGUAUCUUGCAAGGGAAAUAACAGACAGAGAUCUGCAAAGCAAAACACUGAAGAGAAUAGACAUGCUGUGUCUCGAGCCCGAGGAGUUUGAAAUGAGUGAUGUUAGAAACAGGACAGUGGGAGCUAGAGGUAGUGAGCAUUCGGACAGAAUGGAAAGAGAUAUCCUCAAGUACACAAAAAGACUACGUGGGAAGGUCAAGGAAUUUAUGGAAAGCGUUGAUAUGGACAGUAGGGUGCUGGAAGAGGUGACCGACAAAAUGUCCAAGAAUCUGGCAGGGACAUCUUCUACACUGAAGUCCUUGAAGAUAGAGGGAUGUAGGAUUCCAAUUCUGGGCCUUCUUACCUCUGUUACAGCAGUCUUUGUUGUGAUGUACUUUGUCAUAAGAUUUCUGUAG